Messenger RNA from Rotaria sordida, 1647 nucleotides. The record is from the annotation of a GenBank genome assembly. NCBI's taxonomy places the organism in Eukaryota, Metazoa, Rotifera, Eurotatoria, Philodinida, Philodinidae.
AUGCAAGAUUCCGAUGAUCGAGUAAUGCUGUGUCCUUUCAUCGGCUAUGCUAAAGAACCAAUACUUCCGCUUGCUGAUGCAUGCAUGCCAUUAAUAUUUAUUAUUCCCGAUAUACUCAUCUAUGUUUCAAUGGCCCUAGCAUGCACUCCAGAUAAUCCACCCGAUGAGCUGACUCGCGAUGAAUCAGCUUCAAUUCAUCUUUACACAAUGGAGUGGAGUAAUACAAGCAGAAGUCUUUAUUCCCAUCUUAACCAUACACUUAAGCGAGGUGAUCCAGAGGAAUUACAACCAUGGUUCAAAUAUCUUAAACUUUUUCUUACGGCCUUGGUUAAAAUACCAUGUUCAACAGCACAGAUUGCAUGGCGUGGUGUACGAAAAAAUGUUACUAGUGAAUUUCCGAAAGGAGCUCAAAUUACAUGGUGGGCUUUCGCAUCUACCACAAAAUCGCUAGCCGUGUUAGAGAAUGAUCUCUAUUUGGGCACAACUGGAGAGAGGAGUCUAUUUUCCAUUGAAGUAUUAAAUGGCAGGAAUAUACGUGCUCAUUCAUAUUUUCAGGACGAGGAAGAAAUUUUACUGUUGCCAGGAACAUUCAUGGAAGUACAAUCACUAUUAAAUCCAGCACCUGAUCUGCAUAUCAUUCAUUUAAAACAAAUGAUACCGAAAGAAUCACUAGUGGAACCUCCAUUCGAAGAUGCGCAGCUUUAUCCAAAAAUCGAACCAUCAAGUCGUCGUUGGUAUAUCCAGAAAAAGUUUUUGAUUCCAAUGAGCAUAUUGGUACUGGUAUGCAUCAUGGCAGUCAUUCUUGGAUCUAUUCUGGGAACAAGACGUAGAAAUAAAACAUCAGAUCCAAUAAUCAAUUGGGGUGGACAGAAUUGGGCCAUGUCCUGUGAUUUUCGUGGGAAUGAUCUGUCUCAAGCCAACAGUUCAGCAGACAAGUGUGGUUCCGAAUGUUUUGAAAAGAAGGAAUGCACUCACUAUACGUGGACCACGUUGAAUGGUGGUACUUGUUGGAUGAAAACGGGUAAUGUCUCUAAGGCUGAUGCAUUCCUAACUAAUGAUACAACCAUGGUCUGUGGUGUUAGAGACGAUUUCCAGCCAGACGUAUCGAAUCUCCCCAUCCAAUGGAAUGAAAUGAAUUGGGCCCGGUCCUGUAAGUUCUAUGGGAAUGGUCUGCCUUACAUACGAAUUCCAUCAGAACUUUGCCCUGAAAAAUGUGCUCAAACGAAGAAAUGCACUCAUUAUACGUGGACAACGCUCAGUGGUGGUACUUGUUUGAUGAAACAGGGUAAUGUAUCUAAAGAUGAUGCACGCUUCACUAAUGAUCCAACUAUGAUCUGUGGUAUUGUAAAUGGCACCCAGCAAGGUGUAACGAAAUCUCCCAUCCAAUGGAAUGAAACGAAUUGGGCCAUGUCCUGUGAUUUUUAUGAUAAUGAUCUGAGUAAUGUCAGAAUUUCAUCAAAACUUUGCCGUAGCACAUGUGCUCAAACCCAACAAUGCACUCAUUAUACGUGGACAACGUUCAGUGGUGGUACUUGUUGGAUGAAAAAGGGUAAUGUUUCCAUAGAUGAUGCAUUCUUCACUAAUGAUCCAUACAUGAUGUGUGGUAUAAUAACGAGUGUAAAACAUCGAGAUACAAAACGUCUUUGA